Molecule: messenger RNA, 893 nt
Organism: Pyrgilauda ruficollis (rufous-necked snowfinch)
Lineage: Eukaryota; Metazoa; Chordata; Aves; Passeriformes; Passeridae
Gene: CCDC28B
Product: coiled-coil domain containing 28B
Exons: 3
Coding region: 162-893 (243 amino acids)
Source: RefSeq, a predicted model, not a curated record
CCGGAGGGAGGUUGGGGACAAAGGGGACAAAGGGGACAAAGGGGCUCCGCACCCCCGGAGCUGCCCCGUCCCGGCGCCGCUCGGGGCUCGGGGGGCUCGGCGGGACAAAGGGGUGACGAUCCCCAUACGCUCCGCUCUCGCCGGGGUGUUUUGGGGCCGAAAUGCUCUUUUCCAUCGAGAGACGGGGCCCGGUCGGAGCUGCGGCUGCGGUUCAGGCCCCGGCCGGACUCCUGGGGGAUGCUCCGGGCGCGGGGAGAGAGCGGAGCCCCCCGGGAACGGGCACCGAGCUCCUGCUCCGCUCCUCCCGCCGCCACCCGGAGCGGCCCUCGGUGCCCGUGGCUGUCACUCCUUCACCUGGGGGUCCCGGCGCCCCUGGCUUUGUCCCCUUACCCCGGGGCUCCCCCUGCCCCCCGGGCAGCCGCAUCCUCUCCCCGAGCCUCCUGUCCGUGCAGGGAAGGAGCUUCCCCGCGCCGCGUCCGCCGCACGCCCGGUGCCGGUGCCGCAGCCCCCGCAGCCCCCGCCCGGCCAUGGAGGAGCGCAGGAAGAAGCGGAGCCCGCAGAGCUGCCUGGCCCAGCCCGCCGGGGCCCCGCGGCCGCUGCCCCCCAGCAAGAGCGCGUCCUUCGCGCUGCCGCUGCCCUCGCCCCGGCAGCGGCCGCGGCCCCGCCGGGCCAGCAAGGAGCGGGCGCGGGCGGGCGCGGGGGGCGGCCGGGGGGCUCCGCUGCAGCACAGCUUCCUCACGGAUGUGUCCGACGUGUGCGAGAUGGAGCGCGGGCUGCUCAGCCUCCUCAGCGACUUCCACUCGGGAAAGCUGCAGGCGUUCGGUGAGGGACGGCGGGGGGGACAGAAGCUGCACCUGGCCGAGAGCUCGGACCCCGAGGACGCGGCGCCCUGA